This is a messenger RNA of Planococcus citri (citrus mealybug), 2944 nucleotides long. Its product is annotated as kinesin-like protein KIF23. Bases 293 to 2686 code for a protein of 797 amino acids. The record is from RefSeq and is a predicted model, not a curated record. Gene Ontology annotation, cellular component: microtubule; kinesin complex; nucleus. NCBI's taxonomy places the organism in Eukaryota, Metazoa, Arthropoda, Insecta, Hemiptera, Pseudococcidae. Gene Ontology annotation, molecular function: microtubule binding; microtubule motor activity; ATP binding. The transcript is spliced from 11 exons. Gene Ontology annotation, biological process: microtubule-based movement; mitotic spindle midzone assembly.
AACGUUCUUUUUUUCUCAGAACGUGAAGAAUUUGUUGAUGAACUUACAUUUAUGCGUAGUGUUUUUCGAUAUUUUAUUUGUAUAACGCUUGUUGAAAUUAGAAAAUAGCCAUCAACGCUGAUUUAACGACUGAUUGUUCAAUGUUGCAUAAUUACGUGAGUACCAUUUUACUGCUUCUGUAGUAGUUUUCUUUUCGCGUUCAACUGAUACAAACAUCUGAAAUCUACCAAAGAUCGUUGAUAAUUCGCGACGCAUGCGGUGACCAGCUAGUGUUUGAUAUAAUAAUAUAAUCAUGAGAAAAGCAUUCGCAACGCCGAUGAGAACGCCAUGUCGGCCAAAGACGACAGAAAGUAAAGAUGCUAACAAGGAAUCUCUUCAAGUAUACUGUCGCAUAAGGCCACUAUCACAAACAGAGCCGUCAUGUAUAAAAGUAAUCUCAGAUACUUCGGUUCAACUAACGUUACAAGAUACGAAUAAAUCAGGAAAGCAAUAUACGUUCAAAAAAGUAUUCACCGAAAGCAGUACGCAGAAGGAAGUAUUCGACGAAGUAGCAUUACCUUUAGUCGAGCAGUUAAUCAACGGUAAAAAUGGACUACUUUUUACCUACGGUGUCACCGGCAGUGGAAAAACAUUCACUAUGACUGGAAGUAAACAAAAUGUCGGUGUGAUGCCGAGAUGUCUAGAUGUAUUGUUCAAUUCAAUUACCGAUUACCAAGCUCAGAAGUUCAUUUUCAAGCCCGAUAAAAUGAACGGUUUUGAAGUACAGACCGAAGACGAAGCCGAUCGUGAUAGAGAAUCGUAUUUGCGGCGAAAUAAUUUGACAAAGUUAAGAAAGAAUAAUUCUCAAGAAGAUUUGCUGUCUGCCCGAAGCAAAGACAGUACAAGAAUUACGGUCAAAGAAGAAGAUAACGCGUACGCUGUAUUCAUAACUUACGUGGAGGUUUACAAUAAUUCUGUUUUCGAUUUAUUAGACACUGCUUUCGAGAACGAAAUUUGCCAGAAACCUCAAUCAAAAAUUGUCCGAGACGAUGGUUCGGGUAAUAUGUACGUUCACGGCGCCACCGAAGUCGAAGUGAAAAGUACCGAAGAAGCUUUUGAAUAUUUUUACAAAGGGGAGAAACGUAAACGAAUGGGUUGUACAACGUUGAACAUCGACUCCAGCCGUAGUCAUUCCGUAUUCACCAUUAAACUUGUUCAAGCUCCUCUGAACGCGUCAGGAGAAACCGUCAUGCAAGAAAAACAUAUGAUCUGUGUAAGUCAACUUUCGCUCGUAGAUUUGGCCGGAAGCGAGCGUACGAAUCGUACAAAGAACACAGGCCAACGAUUAAACGAAGCCGGCAAAAUAAACCAAUCGUUAAUGGUGCUUCGAAAAUGCCUGGAAACCUUACGCAGUAAUCAGCAAUCCGGUGUGCCAAAAAUGGUCUCUUAUCGAGAGCAUAAGAUCACUCUUCUGUUCAAAAACUUCUUCGAAGGCGAUGGUGAUAUCAGAAUGGUCGUAUGCGUUAACCCUAGAAUGGCUGACGCUGACGAAAACGCUUUCGUAAUGCAGUUCGCCGAAGCUACCCAGGAUAUAAUGGUGAAUCCAACACCGUUGAAAACCACCCAACACAUAGGAUUGACUCCCGGUCGGAGAAAAGCUAAUGUCGAAUACAGGAGAGUUUUACAAAUGCUCGAAGAAGCGAAAGAAAACGAUCCUGUAACACACGUGCCUUUCGAUGCUAACGUUAUAUACAAUUUCGGACCGUGUCCUCAAAUAGAAUCAUUCUCUAACGAUCAAGAUUACAACAAAGCGUUGAUUAAUUACCUGGAAGAAACGCUACGAAAAAAAGAAUUGUAUAAAGCGGAUAUUGAUAAAAGAAGAGAUAAAUUCAGAGCUUCGUUGGUACAGUUCCAGGAAGAGCAGUUGCUGAAUAAACGAGAUAAAGAUGCUUCCAAUGCCAGAUUGGAACAUGAAACGUACAAGAUUAAAGCGCUCGAAGAGAAAUUAGUUAAAAUGGAUUCAGAAUUAUCGAGUUAUAAAAAGAAGUACGAUGAAGUCAACGAAGAUAACAAACGAACCAAAAAAGAAUUACGAGUAAUCGAAGAGACGAAUUACGAAUUGAAAAGAAAAUGUAAUCUGGCCGCCCAUGAAAACAAAAAGCUACGAAAAGAAGCUUCUAAUCACGCUAUUAUAUCGAAUAAUGAAAAUGAAAUCCCUCAAACUCCGGAAUCCACUACUCCGUGUCCUCAACAAACGUUGACUUCACCGAACAAAUCCGCACAUUCUGUGGUUGUGAGCAACCUUCGCCAUAAUAAAAUACACAUCGAUCCUCGCGAUCAAUGGCUCGAUCACCAGGCAAAGCUAGCUGUACCUAUGAACACGGUUUUACAACCGUCUUUCCGUAAACGUAAAUCAUUCGAUAACGUAACCAGUCCCAAAGAAGUGAGAAAAACCACGAAAUAUUGUUUAAUGACUCAAAGUCAAGACGAAGCUGGUGAUCUUGAAACACAGCUAUACAAAGGCGAUGUAGUACCAACUGUCGGAGGCGGAGCUCAGAUCAUUUUCAACGACGUCGAAACAUUGAAACAAUCGUCCCCUCUGGCUUCGCCUACGUCUCCAAAGCAGAGAACAGGACCAUUGUAUCCGGAUAUCGAAACGAAAUGCUCGGUCGCAAUGGAAGGACAUUCGUACAGGAAGAAAUGCUGAGCAAUUAAAUAAUAUUACGUGAACCUCGCUUCGGGUUUAAAAUGAACGAUUAUUGUUGAUAUUAUGAUUCUAGUUUACUUGUACUUUUUAUACCCUUUAUUCCAUUUUUAUUUUUGUAUGUUUUUUUAACACUAACAAAUUUUUUUAUUAUCGCUGUACUUAAUUAUUAUUUUAAGAUUAAUCUUUCAUCACAUUCCGUCGUGAAUUUCGUAUAUGUACUUAAUGGUGUAUUUUGAUUAAAUGAACGUUCUGUUAAGA